AUGAAACGGGACACGCCAGUGUGGCUGACAAGCUUAGUUAAAAAUGAGCUGGUGAAAGUAGUGAAACAAAAUGAGAGGAAACAGCUUCAGCAGCAGAGCACUCAUCCUUUCUGCUCUCUGGAUAGGAUGCUGGUCAGUUCUAGUCGGUGCACAGAUGCUAUAUGUUUUUCCAACAUUUCUGACAAAAGUAACUGGCUAAUAAAGAAUUUUGGCAACUUCUCCAUGUACGCCACCUUGAAUGACCUGCCAACAUUAAACGCAAAUAUCUCCAGAUUUUUGGACCUGGUGCAGCUGCUGGACCUGCUGACCCCUAGCCAAGCAGCUGAACUCACCCUGAUCUCUGGUGUACUAAAUAGCACAAGCCAGAUUGACCUGGUGUUCAAUCGACUAGAGGAAAACGAUACUUUCACGAAUGUGGAUGAGUUUCUUACAGGCCUCGCUGAUCAGGUUAAAGACAUUAAUCCAGCAGUGAGAGAUGUGAUGAUGAAUCGAACCAUCAAGAUCAUCAGCACUGAGUUUGCACAGUUUCAGACAUCUAACUGGACUGACUGGUUUAAGGUUAAACUCAUCUCCCUCCUGCCCAGUUUCACCGCAGAGAUGCUUAUUGAUGCAGUAUCAAAUAUCAGCUGUACCAACUACCAAGUGAUCGUUGAGGCACUGAGCAACGUUUCUGUGAACAUGCCAGUAAAUAGAAAUCAGGCACUUGGGGCAGUUCUGUUGGCGUACCUAAAGCAAUCCACACAACAAAUAAAUCAAACAGCAUGCAGAGGGAUCAACCAGACAGAUGCAGACUGGCUCAGUGCUAACCUCGGCCACUUCUCCAGCUACGUGUCAUUCUCUCAGCUCACACAAUUCAACAUUUCUUUGUUUGGAUCUUUGGACCUGCUGACCCCUAGCCAAGCAGCUGAACUCACCGUGAGCUCUGGUGUACUGAACAGCACAAGCCAGAUUGACCUGGUGUUCAAUCGACUAGAGAAAGGCGAUGCUUUCACAAACGUGGAUGACUUUUUCUCAGUCCUCUCUGGUCAGAAGAUUCAUGAUAUCAUCCCUGCAGUCAGAGAUGUGAUGCUGAAUCGAACCUUCACAAUCAUCAGCGUUAAGUUUUCACAGUUUCAAACAUCUGACUGGAUGCACUGGUUUAAGGUCAAUCUCAUCACUCUCUUGCCCAGUUUCACUGCGGAGAUGCUCACUAAGGCAAUGUCUGGCAUCAGCUGUACCAACUAUCAAGUGAUCGUUGAAGCACUGAGCAACGUUUCUGUGAACAUGCCAGUAAAUAGAAAUCAGGCACUUGGGGCAGUUCUGUUGGCGUACCUAAAGCAAUCCACACAACAAAUAAAUCAAACAGCAUGCAGAGGGAUCAACCAGACAGAUGCAGACUGGCUCAGUGCUAACCUCGGCCACUUCUCCAGCUACAUGUCAUUCUCUCAGCUCACACAAUUCAACAUUUCUUGGUUUGGAUCUUUGGACCUGCUGACCCCUAGCCAAGCAGCUGAACUCACCGUGAGCUCUGGUGUACUGAACAGCACAAGCCAGAUUGACCUGGUGUUCAAUCGACUAGAGAAAGGCGAUGCUUUCACAAACGUGGAUGACUUUUUCUCAGUCCUCUCUGGUCAGAAGAUUCAUGAUAUCAACCCUGCAGUCAGAGAUGUGAUGCUGAAUCGAACCUUCACAAUCAUCAGCGUUAAGUUUUCACAGUUUCAAACAUCUGACUGGAUGCACUGGUUUAAGGUCAAUCUCAUCACUCUCUUGCCCAGUUUCACUGUGGAGAUGCUCACUAAGGCAAUGUCUGGCAUCAGCUGUACCAACUAUCAAGUGAUCGUUGAGGCACUGAGCAACGUUUCUGUGAACAUGCCAGUAAAUAGAAAUCAGGCACUUGGGGCAGUUCUGUUGGCGUACCUAAAGCAAUCCACACAACAAAUAAAUCAAACAGCAUGCAGAGGGAUCAACCAGACAGAUGCAGACUGGCUCAGUGCUAACCUCGGCCACUUCUCCAGCUACGUGUCAUUCUCUCAGCUCACACAAUUCAACAUUUCUUUGUUUGGAUCUUUGGACCUGCUGACCCCUAGCCAAGCAGCUGAACUCACCGUGAGCUCUGGUGUACUGAACAGCACAAGCCAGAUUGACCUGGUGUUCAAUCGACUAGAGAAAGGCGAUGCUUUCACAAACAUGGAUGACUUUUUCUCAGUCCUCUCUGGUCAGAAGAUUCAUGAUAUCAACCCUGCAGUCAGAGAUGUGAUGCUGAAUCGAACCUUCACAAUCAUCAGCGUUAAGUUUUCACAGUUUCAAACAUCUGACUGGAUGCACUGGUUUAAGGUCAAUCUCAUCACUCUCUUGCCCAGUUUCACUGUGGAGAUGCUCACUAAGGCAAUGUCUGGCAUCAGCUGUACCAACUAUCAAGUGAUCGUUGAAGCACUGAGCAACGUUUCUGUGAACAUGCCAGUAAAUAGAAAUCAGGCACUUGGGGCAGUUCUGUUGGCGUACCUAAAGCAAUCCACACAACAAAUAAAUCAAACAGCAUGCAGAGGGAUCAACCAGACAGAUGCAGACUGGCUCAGUGCUAACCUCGGCCACUUCUCCAGCUACGUGUCAUUCUCUCAGCUCACAAAAUUCAACAUUUCUUUGUUUGGAUCUUUGGACCUGCUGACCCCUAGCCAAGCAGCUGAACUCACCGUGAGCUCUGGUGUACUGAACAGCACAAGCCAGAUUGACCUGGUGUUCAAUCGACUAGAGAAAGGCGAUGCUUUCACAAACGUGGAUGACUUUUUCUCAGUCCUCUCUGGUCAGAAGAUUCAUGAUAUCAAUCCUGCAGUCAGAGAUGUGAUGCUGAAUCGAACCUUCACAAUAAUCAGCAUUAAGUUUUCACAGUUUCAAACAUCUGACUGGAUGCACUGGUUUAAGUUCAAUCUCAUCACUCUCUUGCCCAGUUUCACUGCGGAGAUGCUUACUAAGUCAAUGUCAGGCAUCAGCUGUACCAACUAUCAAGUGAAUGCAGCAGAGGUUCUAACUCUGUCACAACUAGCAGAACUUUGCUCUACUCCUUCUAGUCUCCAAGGCCCUCAGGAUGUAAACACUGUGAUGGCGGCUGUCAAGCCGGACCAGUUUGCCGCCUUCUUUGACAUCCUCACUCCCAACAUCCAGCGUAAUGCAUCACUGUACUCAAGUGAGGUGAAGGAAGCUUUCCUCCAGGCUGUUCUGGUGAGAGGUGGACUUUCCUCUGCAGCAGUGCCUGAUUCAGAAGUGUUGCAAGUGAGCAGUUUGGACUCUAUGAGAUCGUCUUUCAACAGCGACACACAGACCCAAAUCUACAGCAACAUCCAGCAGCUCCUCACUGGGCCGAAUGGUUUGGGCUGCUACAACGGCGGGAGCUUCUAUGCCUUCCUCAAGAACUCCUUCCUCAGUUUUGGGUUUCCUGACCUGAGUGCCUUUUUGUCCCUCAUCCCAGCCAGCCGACAGCGAGAGCUGUUGGGCUCCAUCUCUCCAGGAGAACUGAGUGAGUUUCUGAAUGGGUCGACCACAGUCAGGAAUGAGCCAGAUCUCUGCACGCUCCUCAACAACUACAACAGCACCAACCAGUACCUGCAGAUGCAUCGCAGACAGGGGCAGGUCUCGAACAAGUGA
Pygocentrus nattereri (red-bellied piranha) is the source of this 3618-nucleotide messenger RNA. RefSeq lists its product as uncharacterized. The record is from RefSeq and is a predicted model, not a curated record. NCBI's taxonomy places the organism in Eukaryota, Metazoa, Chordata, Actinopteri, Characiformes, Serrasalmidae. The coding region runs from base 1 to 3618 and encodes 1205 amino acids. The transcript is spliced from 28 exons.